Molecule: messenger RNA, 1765 nt
Organism: Mangifera indica (mango)
Lineage: Eukaryota; Viridiplantae; Streptophyta; Magnoliopsida; Sapindales; Anacardiaceae
Exons: 7
Coding region: 293-1630 (445 amino acids)
Source: RefSeq, a predicted model, not a curated record
AGUCAAAACUCGAUUAAAUAUUAUAAUAUUAUAAUUAAUUUAUAUUGAAUUUUUUGAAGUUACGAGUUUAAUUAGUAAAGGCCCUUGUACCUGAAUUAUCAUGGCAAAAUCCUGCCUGAUAUGAUGGGUCGUUACUCGAGCAACACAAAACCGUGUGAGUACGAGAGCAGUCCCCACAAGUAACGAACAACGACCCUUUGCUUCCUCCGUCCUCUUUCUCUCUUAUUGUCCUUUCCGUUUUCCUUCUUCUUUUCUUCUUCGUUUCUACUUGAUGCAUGUAACUUUCAACUAAAUGACCUCUCUCAGCUCCCCUUCUUUCUCACCCUUUAAAUGCCUUCCUAAAUUCAUCUCCCCUCGCCUCUCCUUCCCCAACCGACGCCGUUCUCGCCGCGCCAAAAGAACCCGCCGCAACCCCCUCUCCAACCACGAACAUAACAACAAUCCUUUCAUUAAGCCUCUAGCAGACUUCGAAAACAUUAAUUUAGUCCUAGACUUUCACCAGAUUUCAGUCCUUUCAUCCUCCUCCAAAUCCCGCCUCCACCGCUUCCUCUCCUCUGCCGAAGAGGCUUACCACGAUCUCAAAACUAUUGUAACCCUAGAUGAUAAUGGCAGGAUCGUCGUCUCCUGCCGCAUGUCUUCGCUUCAGCUCGUGGGCGGGUUCUUGCUCUCUGGGUUUGUCUUGGUGGCCUUUUUUAGGGUUUUGAUUAAGCUUGGGUUAGGGUUUAGGGAUAGGCUUUGGGUUGGUCAGCCACGUGUUGUGGUUAGAAGAGAUAGGAGUCUUGGAGGGAGAGAAGUGGUGGUUGGGACUGAAAAAAAUGUGAGGAGUUAUAGUAAGCCUCUGGAGAACCCAUUGUCACCGGGUCGAGUGGAAGAAUAUGGAGUUCCGGGUCGGGUAAGGAAAGGUUUCCGGGUUCGAAAGGAGGAGAGGUUACCCAAUUGGUGGCCAGCAAUUGUGGCGGCGGAACAGACAUUGGUUGUGGACAAAGAGGAGUAUCAGAGAGAGGCGAACAGAUUGAUUCGAGCUAUCAUCGACCAUAGAACGCAUGGACAGGACAUUAUGGAGGAUGAUAUAAUUCAAUUACGUCGACUAUGCAGGGCAUCUGGAGUACGGGUCUCCAUUGACACAAUAAAUACACGAGAUUCCUUAUACCGCACUUCUAUUGAUUUCGUUCUAAACGUGUGUAGCCGGGAGGUUGGUGAACCUACCUCUGUUUAUGUAGAUGGUGAAGAUGCCCGACAAUUCGUCGCUGGUCUUGCUGAUAACAUUGGGCUUGAAAACUCUCGUGCGGCAAGGAUGGUGUCUGCGGCUGUUGCUGCACUCACACGUUCAUGUUUGUUGCAGGCAUGGGCUUUGGAAAUGCAGGGAAACCAUUUUGAAGCAGUGUCGGAGCUGUCAAAGAUAUGUCAUAUUCUUCGUAUUUUUCCUCCUAAAGAGUCCUCUCCUGAGAUGGAGAUGGUGGCACGAGGCCUGGAGAAACUCUUGAAAGUGGAGCAGAGGGAAUAUUUAAUGAAUAUGCUUGUUGGAAUUUGCAGUGAAGAGAGUCAUAGAACAGCGGCAGAAGCUUUGGGCUUGGUACUCUCUCCUGAAGGGCAUGGUGAUCAGCAUGAAAAAAACAUACAUGAAAAUUAAAUUCUUAUGGAUACAGUUUAUUUUUGUAUAUUGCUGCUUUUUCUUUGCAGUUAAUUGUGUACCUUAGACAGUUUAAUAAUCUCAUAAAUUAUUCCAAAUACUAAAUGCAAUAAUAAAAUCUUAUAAUUUCAAUUA